AUGGAGGAGAAAAAGGCCGAGCUCGAAAAAGAGGAGAAGCGGCAGAGGGGGGAGGAAGAGCAAAAGAGGGAGGAGGAGAAGAAGGAGGAGCUCGAAAAUAAUGAGAAGCUACAGAGGGAGGUGGAAGAGCGAAAAAGGGAGGUGAAGAAAAAGGCCGAGCUCGAAAAAGAGGAGAAGCGGCAGAGGGAGGAGGAAGAGCGGAAGAGGGAGGAGAGGAUGGAGGAGCGUGAAAAAAAGGAGAACCAGCAGAGGGAGGUGGAAGAGCGAAAAAGGGAGGAGAAAAAGGCCGAGCUCGAAAAAGAGGAGAGGCGGCAGAAAGAGGAGGAAGAGCGAAAGAGGGAGAAGGAGAGGAAAGAGGAGCACGAAAAAAGGGAGAAGCUGCAUAGGGAGGUGGAAGAGCGAAAAAGGGAGGAGAAAAAGAUCGAGCUCGAAAAAGAGAAGCAGCAGAGGGAGGAGGAAGAGCGACAGAGGGAGAAGGAGAGGAUGGAGGAGCGUGAAAAAAAGGAGAACCAGCAAAGGGACGUGGAAGAGCGAAAAAGGGAGGAGGAGAAAAAGGCCGAGCUCGAAAAAGAGGAGAAGCGACAGAAAGAGGAGGAAGAGCGAAAGAGGGAGGAGGAGAGGAAAGAGGUGCGCGAAAAUAGGGAGAAGCUGCAGAGGGAGGUGGAAGAGCAAAAAAGGGAGGAGAAAAAGACCGAGCUCGAAAAAGAGGAGAAGCGGCAGAGGGAGGAGGAAGAGCGACAGAGGGAGGAGAGGAUGGAGGAGCGCAAAAAAAAGGAGAACCAGCAGAGGGACGCCAAAGCAGACUCUCCGGACAUCCCUAUCGCCGCUGCACAACAAGUCAUGGAAAGGUAUGCCGCGACUCCCGAGGGCAAGGUGGGUGAGGCGGGUGGGGUGGGCGCUGGUGUGGCAGGUGUUUACUUGUCUGGGUCGGUGAUAAGAGACUGGAGAGAGACCUUUGCGGAGAAGGAGUUGCAGAAAGAGAAGGAGAAGGAGUGGGCGGGGAAGAAGGCGGCCGAAACGCGGAAGCAGACUGCAGUUCAGAGGGAGCAAGCAAGGAAGGUGGGAAAUACUAUGAUGGAGGCACAGCAUUUGUCGGACCAGCGCGAGUCGAGUAAGAAGUGGCAGAGGGGUGAGGAUGUGGGUAGAAGACUAGAGGAGAGGAGGGUGCAGCGCGAAAAGGACGAGAAGCAGCAGAGGGAGGAGGAACAGCGGAAGAGGGAGGAGGAGAAAAGGGUGAAGCGCAAAAAGGAUGAGAAGCGGCAGAGGGAGGAGGAAAAGAAGAAGAGGGACGAGGAGCGGAAGUUGGAGCGCAAAAAGGAAGCGAAGCGCCAAAGGGAAGAGGAAGAGCGAAAGACAGAGGAGGAAAGGGAGCAGCGUGAAAAAGAGGAGAGGAGGCAGAGGGAAGAGGAUCAGCGGAAGCGGGAGGAGGAAAUGCGGGUGGAGCGCGAAAACGAGGAGAAGCGAAAGAGAGAGGAGCACGCGAAGGCUGUGGAGCAGAGGCGGGCACAGUUGGAGGCAGAGUUAGAAGCAAAGCGCAUUGCAAAGCUCGUUGAAUUGAAAUGGUUGCAGGCCGAAAAGCGAAAAAAGGACCUCGAAAUAGAGUGA
This is a messenger RNA of Closterium sp. Yama58-4, 1605 nucleotides long. The record is from the annotation of a GenBank genome assembly. NCBI's taxonomy places the organism in Eukaryota, Viridiplantae, Streptophyta, Zygnematophyceae, Desmidiales, Closteriaceae.